AAGCUCUGCAGAGAAAUAUGCAAGCAUAAAACGAGCGAAAACAAAAAACGCAACCGAAACCGGAGAUGAAAUCGCCAAUCCUGCAUAUUUUCUCUUUAAAUAGUGUGAAUUAUUACAGUGUUGCACUAUCAAAAGCAUCUGCCAAAUACUAUAACCAUCACCAUGACCAUAACAAUGAAUUAUGUGUAAACUGUCUGUAAAGAUGUUGUCUGAACUGUAACAAAAGCAGCUCCUAGUGGUCAUGUUGUAAAUAUGCUUUGCACUUUACAUAUCUGCUUUCACUUUUCCCUAUAUCGAAUCACAAUGUAAUUACAGAUACUGUAUAUUUAGGCUGUUGAUCUGCCUACGUUUCAUGUAAAACUGAUACUUUGGUCUUCACAAAACAUUGAUUGCGAUGAAUGACAAAUGAAUUAUUCUUGAACCAAGGCCAAAGCUUUUGAUCCGGUAGAACAAAUUAAGCCAGACAUAAGGCCAAUGAUUUUCUGACCAGGAUAGGUUGCUAUUAUAGUGACGCUGUGCUAAAUCUCUCUCUCGAGUGAGUUUGAUUUGAUAUGGCGCCACAGACCCCUGCGGUUCAAGGGGGAGCGGGUUCAACAGCUUUGAUUGGAUGCCAUGAUCAGGUGAAUGACUUGUCCGCAGCUUUCAAUAUUUGCUUAUCUCACCAAGACCAUACAGACAGUCAUGCACAUAGACUAGGAGGGAAAUUCACACAGUGUUCUCACAGGAAGCGUCUUUCAAAGAUCUGUGGAAGACAGGUUGCCCUCUCUGUCGAUAUGAAGACGCUUUUGGUCAUUGUCAUCAUCACAGCUUUUGCACUGAGCGUGGGGAGUCUCCCCAUUACAGGGUUCUCAGACUCGGACUCAGAGGAGGCGUUGGUGGACCCCGUAGGAGCCGCCAUCAGCCGACCUUUCCACGACCUCUGGGACCGCACUAUGGACCGGACGGCUGAGGCCCUCAGUAAAAAACUGCAGCGGUCUAUGGAGUGAGAAACCGAUCAUUUAAGACACCUCCGGUCCAUGUUCAGCAGUCUGAGCUCCGCUUUCCUGUCUGCCAUCAUGGAACCUGUGGCCACCCCAGCUCCAGUCCUGUGAGGUCGCUAAAACAGCAGAGCCCCUUGACGGAAUGGACAGACUGAAUAAAACCUGAUUCUGAAUGAUACUUUUGAUGAAUUCAAAUGGAAUGCUAACUUUUGCCUCUGUAAAGAGGCUCAACAAUACUAUUAUAUAAUUAAUGAUUAGAUUCAGAUAAAAAAGUUUUAUGAAAUUAUUUUCCAACCUUGUGAAGUGACCUUGGGUGUGAUGAGAGGCACUUUAAAUAAAAUGUAUUAUUAUUAUUAUUAUUUUUAUUAUAAUCAAAAGAAAUCCAAUCACAUUAAAACAUAGUCAUUCACAUCAGUGAUGCUUUCUAGAUGUUACAUGUGUGGCCUUAGCAGGGCCUUCUCUCCACUUUCUCAGCAAACUCAAUUGAUCUACUUGGAGCUCAACACACAUCACACCCAAGGCAGUUUCAUAACCGCUACAAAUCCAAGGAAACAUAAUGGGUGUAUUGUGUAGGGCUUCUAGAACUGAUUGAUUUCUGUUGCCCUGUUCUGAUCUCAGGCCUCUACCCCCUCCAUGCUGACAUCACGAGAAGUGUGGCCUAUCUGUCAGUUAAUAGCUCAAAUAGAAAUGGCAGAUUGACAAACAGAAAAAAAUCAUUUAUCUCCAAGACAUUUAAUUUUACAAGAUUUGUUUUACAGAUGCUGCUGUCAAUGUACAAGUACAAAAGGUUAUAAUCCUUGUACUUUAACUACUUAAUGACUUUCACCAGCAGCUAUAGGCUGUCAGCACUCUAUGCCCUAUGACAUUGAAAAAUCUAUACAUUAGCAUCUUACAUAAACGUUCCCUCCCAGACUUUCCAUUACUUUGUACAGUAUGUCUACUAUCUCAACUAGCAUGUCAGAGAUUCAAAAAUACAUAAAACCAAACAGAAUGUCGUUGAUAAACACAAGGCCAGAACACCGUAUAUUAUUUACUUUCCCCUAGCAACAUCUGUUCCAGUACCAUAUAGCUUACAGGCAUAUACCAACAUGAACCACGGCAUUUAUAGAACCAUAUAGAAGCAAAAAAGAGUUCCUUCUCACAAACCAUGAUGCUGACCCUGUGACAUCUAACAUAUAUUGGUGUAAUGAAUUAAAAGCAUUACACAUAGGCGUAUGUGGUGAAUUAGUCAACGUAACCAUUCUUUCCUAGAUGGGGUGAAGGCUCUGGAUGCACCUGCAGCUUUCCCACAGCACUGAUAAACCUUGACAUUGCUGUGGGCUGGCAAGAGGUAUAAAAUGGAGGAGACAUGACCCUGCCGUACAGCGAACGGCUUUCAUACCGGCGGCGGACAUGAAGAUCCUGAUUGUGUUGGCUUUGCUCGGAGUGGCUUGGGCCACCGAUGAGAAGGUGGUGGGAGGUUAUGAGUGCCCCAAGCACUCCGCUCCCUACCAGGUCUCCCUGAGCGACGGCUACUUCCACUUCUGUGGUGGCUCCCUCAUCUCCAGGGACUGGGUCGUGUCUGCUGCCCAUUGCUACAAGUCCCGCAUCAGUGUGCGUCUUGGUGAGCACAGCCUGAAGGCCAACGAAGGCACCGAGCAGCACAUCAACUCCGCCAAGAUCAUCAAGCACCCCAACUACAACGACAACAACCUGGACAACGACAUCAUGCUCAUCAAGUUGAGCCGCUCCGCUAAUCUCAACAGCUACGUGCAGACCGUGUCCCUGCCCAGCAGGUGUCCCGUGGCCGAUGAGCCCUGCAUGGUGUCCGGGUGGGGAAACACCGUCACUGGUGGCCAGACUAACAUGCCUGACCGUCUGCAGUGCCUUAGGCAGCCUAUGAUCGACGACCGCAUCUGCAAGAACGCCUACCCCCACCUGAUGACAGAGAACAUGCUCUGCUCCGGCUUCAUGCAUGGAGGAGCCAGCAGUUGCCAGGGUGACUCUGGUGGACCUCUGGUGUGUGGAGGCCAGCUGCAGGGUGUGGUGUCCUGGGGCUACGAGUGCGCUCAGAAGGGCCACCCCAGUGUCUACGCACGCGUGUGUCGCUACAACAGCUGGAUCCAGAGUGUCAUGAACAGCAACUAAAAAACCCAUACACACCUCUGCUCCAUCUGAACUAUACACUCUCUACACAAAAACGGUUCUUGGGGUGCUAUAUGGAACCAUGCAGGCUUUAAGGAACCCUUAGGGGUUCCUUUGAUGAACACUUCAAAAUCGUUUAAAGCAGUGGUGUAGUCUACUUAUCUGUAGCUGCUAUACUGUGAUGUACAGUAGCUGUAGUGGGUAUACUGUGAUCAACCCCAAAUGUGUUAAUACGUAUCCUUGCCCAUUUUAAGUGGAUAUACUGAGAUAGUGGUGCUUUUGAAGUGGGCAUACUGCGUAGUCCUGCGUUAUCACGUAUACUACACCACUGGUUUAAAGUGCCAUUUAUGAAGCAUGCAAUAGAACCAUUUUUGGUUCUAAAGCACAUUAUAUUCUAAGAGUGUACUGUCAUAAUGAACUCUAUAGCCAAUAAAGACAACUGGGGACUAACAUGGCAUUCAACAG
Messenger RNA from Sardina pilchardus (European sardine), 3569 nucleotides. Its product is annotated as trypsin-like. Lineage: Eukaryota; Metazoa; Chordata; Actinopteri; Clupeiformes; Clupeidae. The transcript has 8 exons. Gene Ontology annotation, biological process: proteolysis. Gene Ontology annotation, molecular function: serine-type endopeptidase activity. The coding region runs from base 2373 to 3107 and encodes 244 amino acids. The record is from RefSeq and is a predicted model, not a curated record.